Glossina fuscipes is the source of this 1825-nucleotide messenger RNA. RefSeq names its product putative serine protease F56F10.1. Lineage: Eukaryota; Metazoa; Arthropoda; Insecta; Diptera; Glossinidae. The record is from RefSeq and is a predicted model, not a curated record. Gene Ontology annotation, biological process: proteolysis. The transcript has 7 exons. Bases 262 to 1782 code for a protein of 506 amino acids. Gene Ontology annotation, molecular function: serine-type exopeptidase activity; dipeptidyl-peptidase activity.
UAGAGAAGCUGGAGAGAAUUGUUUACAAUCAAAUUAAAAGUGAAAAACAUGAUUUUAAUUGCUUAGUUGAUUUCAAAGACAUCGGUUUAAAUAAUUUUUAAAUGUUUAUGUAAAUUGAAAUUUUGUAUAGUUAUUUAUUUUAAUGAAAACGGAAUAUCGAUAUUUGAAACAAGCAAUAAGAUCGUGAGUGUAGAAAAAAACAAAGACAAAAACAAAGUUUUCUCGCUACUAUUAUAUAAAACGAAAGCAACUACGAAGAAAAUGAAUAUUUCAUGGCGUAUUUUGGCUGGUUUGACGGUGUUGUUUUUUUACUUGCUAACUGAUAACAACAAUAAGGUCGAAGCGUUCUCGCAUUAUCAUUUAGGUUUUCAUGGCUUUCUGGGCGAGCCUAGCAAAAUACCUUCACUGAAUGGCGCUGAGCCGGAAGACAUGUGGUUUAAACAACGUUUAGACCAUUUUUCAACGAAACUUUCGGGCACUUGGAAGCAACGUUAUUUUGUUAAUGAUAAAUAUUAUCGCAACGAUAGCAGAGCACCAAUAUUUCUUUUAAUCGGAGGUGAAGCCGAAGCUGCCAAACAUUGGAUGCAUUCCGGUGCCUGGAUUAAAUACGCCGAACAUUUCGGAGCAUUAUGCUUUCAAUUGGAACACCGUUUUUAUGGGCAAAGUCAUCCAACCGCAAAUCUUUCUAACGCCAACUUAAAGUAUUUAACAUCAAAGCAAGCUCUGGCUGAUUUGGCGAAUUUCGUUAAGGCCAUGAAGGAAGAAUAUAAUUUGGGACCUAAGCAAAAAUGGAUAGCUUUUGGUGGUUCUUAUCCUGGUAGCCUGGCAGCUUGGUUUCGUGAAAAGUAUCCCGAUCUGAUUUACGGUUCCAUUAGCUCUAGUGCCCCUUUAUUGGCUAAAGUUGAUUUUAAAGAAUACUUUGAAGUGGUAAAGAAGUCUUUGGCUGUUUAUAAACCCAAGUGUGUGGAAGCCAUAGGUAGAGGUUUCUUGCAAAUUGAAAUUCUGUUGAAACACAUGAUUGGACAACGCAAUUUGGACGAGAAAUUCAAGACUUGUUCACCUAUUAAGGAUUCCAUCAAUAAUGAUCUGGAUAUAGCCAAUUUGUUUGAGAAUAUUGCCAGCAACUUUGCCGGUGUCGUACAGUAUAAUAAAGACAAUACUAAUCAUUCCAAAGUUAAUAUAGAUGACGUCUGUGAUAUUAUGGUGAAUACAAGCAUUGGUCCACCUGUAAACCGUUUAGCGGCUGUUAAUGCAUUAUUAAUGAAACAAUCUGAAGAAAAUUGUUUAGAUUACAAAUACGACAAAAUGAUUGAAACGAUGCAAGAGAUUUCUUGGGAUUCUGUUUCGGCUAAGGGCAUGCGUCAGUGGACUUGGCAGACUUGCAAUGAGUUCGGUUUCUAUCAAACUGCUGAAAAUAAGACUGAUACAUUUGGUGAUCGUUUUAAAGUAGAUUUCUUCAUCAAACAAUGCAUGGAUAUCUAUGGAGAUAGCAUGAAUUAUGAAUAUUUAAAUCGAGUUGUUGGAAGAACGAACAAAUUUUAUGGCGGCUUAAAGCCUUCUACUACGAAUGUGUUAUACGUGCAUGGUUCUACAGAUCCUUGGCAUUCUUUAGGUUUGAUCAAUACUCAAAAUCGUAAAACUCCUACAAUUUACAUAGAAGGUACUGCUCAUUGCGCUGAUAUGUACGAACCGGUUACAACUGAUCCACAGCAGCUCAUAGCAGCUCGUCACCAAAUUUUACGUUAUUUGGCUACGUUGUUAACUGAUUACAAAGCGACUUAAUUUAAUGUAAACCAAAUGUAAAUAAAGCUUACGUCCUUCUGUC